AUGAACUGGCCGGACUUAUCCGACUACAUCGGGAAGGACUUCUCGGCCUUCCCGAAUUCUUGCGAAGCUGCCAACAUGCGCCUCCAGGCUCUAGUGCCUCACUUGCCUCAAGAUCUCGUCUCUGCUUGGGCUGAAAUUGGCAUCCGCACUGAUACCGAUCUCCUCUUCUCGGGGUCUGCAGUGGACAUCUUGUCUCGUCUACCUGAAGGAUCCAUCAGACUUGCUCAACUUCGUGACUACAUUGCCCUUGUUGCUCAACAGUCGUCUUCCCCCGCAAUCAGAGGUGACGAGUUGUUAGAACAAGAGCUAGCUCCAAGUCAAAUAUCCACCUUUUGUCUCACAGCUGGCGUUCCGGAGAUCGACUCUUUACUUGAGACCUCCGAGCGCUCACUAGUGUACGAGAUCUCAGGCGAUAGAGGCUCGGGAAAAUCGAUCCUGGCUCUCCAUUUGGUCCUUCAACAGCUGGUGUCGAAUGACGUCUCUGCCCUCUGGAUGGAUACCACAGGCGACUUCUCUGUCGAUAGGGCUCGUCAUCAGUUGCAAUACUAUUCGGGAGAGAAGUCCUCAUCUGCGCUCGCCAGGCUUGAGGUGGCCACCGCUCUAAAUACUGACGCCGCUAUCGAAAUCCUAGAAUCCAUGCGUCCGCGAUAUUCGGCUUCGCCUAACUCAAGACUUUGCUGCGUUGUCAUCGAUACCAUAACAAGACUCCUUGGCCCUAAUCUGAGCGCAGCAUCUCCUCAAGGACACGCGAUCAUGGCAUCCUUCAUGCACCACCUCCGCACCUUAGCGCGCGAGCACGAACUUACUUUUUUGGUCAUCAACGACACUGCGUCAUCGUUUCCGAAAGGAAACACACCCUCGACCUCUGGUCUGGCGCCACGUAAAC
Messenger RNA from Coniophora puteana RWD-64-598 SS2, 886 nucleotides. RefSeq lists its product as uncharacterized. Gene Ontology annotation, biological process: double-strand break repair via homologous recombination; reciprocal meiotic recombination; telomere maintenance. Gene Ontology annotation, molecular function: ATP-dependent activity, acting on DNA; four-way junction DNA binding; single-stranded DNA binding. NCBI's taxonomy places the organism in Eukaryota, Fungi, Basidiomycota, Agaricomycetes, Boletales, Coniophoraceae. Gene Ontology annotation, cellular component: Rad51B-Rad51C-Rad51D-XRCC2 complex; replication fork; centrosome. The record is from RefSeq and is a predicted model, not a curated record. The transcript is spliced from 7 exons. The annotation marks the transcript as partial.